This is a messenger RNA of Exaiptasia diaphana, 2480 nucleotides long. Its product is annotated as solute carrier organic anion transporter family member 4A1. Gene Ontology annotation, molecular function: protein binding; transmembrane transporter activity. The record is from RefSeq and is a predicted model, not a curated record. NCBI's taxonomy places the organism in Eukaryota, Metazoa, Cnidaria, Anthozoa, Actiniaria, Aiptasiidae. The transcript has 11 exons. Bases 214 to 2193 code for a protein of 659 amino acids. Gene Ontology annotation, biological process: transmembrane transport. Gene Ontology annotation, cellular component: membrane.
GAAAUUGAACGAGGCUUUUGUUCUAAAACAUCGAUUUUGUUAGAUAGUCUGAUUCCGAUAACAAGUUUCCUUUGCGUUAGGGUCAAACUUGAACAGACCUUACUCAUGUAUAUAAACACACUGGAAGGUUUGCUCAGCUAGAACGACGCAGAGGCCGCGCAUCGCGCCGUUAGAAGCAAGUACUGGUACUCGAAGGCAUCAUUCUAGUGCAAGAUGACAGAAGCAGAACAGARUUACCAAGUCUCGAUGUCCGAAUCAGAACCGGUUGAGCAGUUUGAAGUUGUACAUGGUGAUAAUGAUCGGUUAUUGUGGGGAUGGUUGGGSUUUAGACCGCGUUUUCUGCAAGGUCUUUCAUCACCAAGAUGGUUUCUCUUCUUCAUCAGUAUCUUCAGCCUCGCGCAAGGAAUGGCGGUCAAUUCAUUUGUCAGUGUUGCCAUACCAACACUAGAGAAACAAUUCCACUUCAGCAGUCUUCAAACUGGUGUUAUAGUCUCAGCCAAUGACAUUACAGCAUUGCUGCUUGUUUGUUUUGUCAGUUUCCAUGGCGACUAUGGACACAAGACCAAGUGGUUGGGUGCUGGUGCUUUACUCACUGGUUUAGGUUGUUUGGUAUUCUCCCUUCCCUACUUCAUUAUCGGAAAAACUGACAUUUCAACACAAAGCCACAAGUCUUAUGGAUUGUGUUUGCUAAACACCACAAAGACAAACUCAGAGUUUAGUUGUCAAAAAGAAGAAUCAUCUUCAGGGAUAUACUUUUUCAUUUUCAUACUUUCACAAUUGUUAUCUGGUGCUGGUACCACGCCCUUGCAUACAGUAGGUACCGCGUACCUGGACGAGAACGCCCAUCCUAAGUACACUGCAAUCUAUAUUGGUUUAUUUUACUCGACUGUUAUGCUGGGACCUGGCCUUGGGAAUAUGAUAGGAGGAAAUCUCUUGAGUAUUUUUGUGGACAUCAAAUUGCCAUCAAAUGUAAAGAUAUCCAAAACUAACCCAGCCUGGAUAGGUGCUUGGUGGCUUGGUCCUCUAGUUUGUGGUGUCAUUCUGCUCCUCGUAGGCCUCGUAUUGCUCGGUUUUCCAAGAGCUCUACCGAAAUCUGAAAAGAGACGCAAAAUGGCAAUCGCAGAAGGAAUUCUUAAGGAGAGACAGCAACUUUCUGGAAGGAUGAGAGAUAUAUUGCCUGUGACUAAAUCGUUGUUGACAAAUGGAACUUUUAUGUUUCAAAACCUGGCGUUAACACUGAGCGCUCUAGUUGCUGCUGGUCUUGGUCCGUUUUUAUUUAAGAUCAUUCGUAUACGAUAUGGUGGUUCUACAUCUAUCAUUGGUAUUGCUGUAGGCUUGAUCUUGAUACCCGGUGCUGGAGGUGGAAUAACAUUAGGUUCGCUAAUCGUGAAGCUWCUUGGUCUCAAAGAAUCUUGUAAGAAGUCAGCCAAAGUAGCCUUCAUUUUACAACUUAUUGGAAUCUGGACUGCACUGAUCUUCCUGAUCCCUGGAUGUGAGAACUCACUUUAUGCUGGUGUGGAUAAACCUUACAUCAAUAGCACUGAUAUAGGUCUUGUCAAUGAAUGUAAUCGUCCAUGUAACUGCUCCCUGUCGAAUUACAGACCAAUUUGUGGACCAAACAAUAUCAAUUUCUAUUCACCGUGCUUUGCUGGAUGUACGACGGGAUUUACAAAUAAGACAUACAGUAGAUGUGCGUGCCUUUCCUCUUCGACCUCACCACUGAAGGCUGGUAUCUGUGACAGAAAGUGCAAGAAUCUUGCUGCAUUUAUCUUUGGUGCGGUAGUGUUAAGCAUAUUCAGUUUUUCCAAUGCUAUUCCAUCCAAGAUGGUUACUUUAAGGUCAGUUCCAGACAAUCAACGCGGAUACGCCCUGGGUGUCCAGUUCUUGUUCAUUCGUGCAUUUGGGUCGUUAAUUGGACCAAUUGGGUUUGGCCGAUUGCUUGAUACGACYUGUACUUUAUGGCAAACCAAGUGCAAUAGUCGUGGAUAUUGUCUUAACUAUAACCACAUCAAGAUGAGUCAAUUAUUGCUAUUUACUGCCUUGCCUAUCAACGCCUUGUCAUGCCUGGGUUACUACCUUUCAUGGUUUUGCAGCAAACGACAUGAAAACAGAAUUGCAAACAGCGACAAAACAGACACAAAACUUUCUAAACUUAACGCCUACGCAAACAAGAUUGAUGAUAACAAYGCAUAGGUCAUAUGYAUAAUAUGAGAUGACAUUAUCUAWGAUGASGGGACCAACAUUUGGGUCCGUAUAAAAUGUCAGUACUUAUAAACUCUUUUUAGUUUGUGCUUUACCAAGAAAGAAGCAAAAUGUUGAAAAUAGUCACCAAAAUGAACAAGUAUAUUUUGAAAAUUUUUUUUGUAAAUGAAGCACAAUAAAACAUAGCAUAUCAUUGUGUUAUCGUUGAUUCAAUAUCAAGUGAAAUCUGUGAAAAGAAUAGAAUAGAAAAUAAAGUAGAAAAUAAAAUAAAGUAGAAA